This is a messenger RNA of Amoebophrya sp. A120, 408 nucleotides long. The record is from the annotation of a GenBank genome assembly. Lineage: Eukaryota; Dinophyceae; Syndiniales; Amoebophryaceae.
AUGCUAGGGCCUGCAUCACAGACAUCACGGCUCAUGCUAAACGUGCAUGACAAGUCGCAGAAUCUUCCAGACAUCCAGGGAUAUUUGCAUUUCAUAGCAAGCGUUCAGCUACGAUGUCGGGUCCAUGUAUCUGACCCUGGGCAUCCUGCUAUGCAAGGAAAAAACUGUGUGGGUGUAAGUCUGUGAUGCAGAAAAUGCAAAACUGUUACACUUGUCAUGCUGAAUCUGCGUCAUAGGCUACUUUCAUACGUGUUUUCACGUACUAGCUGCGCAUGACAGAUUUUCCCUGUAAUGCAAAACGAAUUUGUGAUGCUGCCCUUCCUACAAAGUUACACUCACACAGUUUUUUUCCUGGAUACCUGCCCUAUGAACUGCAACAGUAUCCGAUACUCGUGUAUUAAAUGCAUU